ACCAUCAAAACUCAACUCAACAACUCCAUGGCCAAAGCCAAGAAGUUCAGCUGGGGCUCAGCCCUGGUCGGCGCGGCGGCCGCCUACGCCGCAGCCCUGGUCAUGUCCUCGAAGCCGCGGGACCCGACGUUCCACCUCAUCUCCAUCGACGUCACCUCCUUCAAGCUCAACUUCCCGGUCCUCGACGCCGAGGCCAUACUGACCGUCCACGUCACCAACCCCAACGUGGCCCCCAUCCGCUACUCCGACACCGUGAUGUCCAUCCGCUACGCCGGCGCGCUCCUCGGCUCGGCUCCCGUGGAGGCCGGCUCGCAGCCGCCGCGCUCGUGCCAGCUGCUGCGGCUUCCGGCGCGGCUCAGCGGCCUCCAGCUCGCCCAACGUGCCAAGAGCUUCGCGGCCGACGUGGGGCGCCGGGAGAUGCUGCUGGACUCCACCGUCGACAUCGCCGGCACCGCCAAGGUGCUGUGGUGGAACCACGGAUUCAGGGUCCACGUCGACAGCCACGUCAUCGUCGAUCCGGUUUACCUCGAUGUAAUUGGUCAGGAAAAUAAAUCCAAGCUGGAAUUGUUUGUCACUUAUAAAGGAUAUUUGGUGCUAGUAUUAUAUUUUGAAUCUCCCCACGUUUCAAUUUCUUUAGCUAUUAAAGUCAAGAUCUAAGUAGUUUGCUUAUUCGAGUUUUCAUUGUCUUUUGGUUUAUUAUUUGCAUAAGCUUCGUCAAAUUUGCAAUUUGUUCAU
This is a messenger RNA of Salvia splendens (bonfire salvia), 735 nucleotides long. RefSeq lists its product as uncharacterized. The record is from RefSeq and is a predicted model, not a curated record. Lineage: Eukaryota; Viridiplantae; Streptophyta; Magnoliopsida; Lamiales; Lamiaceae. The coding region runs from base 28 to 657 and encodes 209 amino acids. Gene Ontology annotation, biological process: defense response to other organism; response to desiccation. The transcript has a single exon.